GGUCAGUCAGAGCAUUUCACUCAGGCAGAUCCUCAGACAGCCUUCUCAGGGGUCCUUCAGCCACCCGGAAGAAGCGCCAGUGUUUACAGUCGAGCGGCAGAAACACGUGUGUGAUGAUCAGCACAGGCUGCAGUUACUGCUCUUGACUUUCUGUCUGUCAGCAGCAGCAGUGAAAUAAGCAUCAUGAGAGUUGUUGCGUUGAUCAGUGGCGGUAAAGACAGCUGCUAUAACAUGAUGCAGUGUGUGUCUGCUGGUCACUCUAUAGUGGCCCUCGCCAACCUCAGGCCUGCUGCACACGCUGUUUCAGAUGAGCUGGAUAGUUACAUGUAUCAGACCGUGGGUCACCAGGCCGUGGAUCUGUUCGCCGAUGCCAUGGAUCUGCCCCUCUACAGGCGCACUAUUAAGGGCUCGAGUCUGCAGACGGGCAGAGAAUACAGUCAGACUGAAGGAGACGAGGUGGAAGAUCUCUAUCAGCUGCUCAAGCUCGUCAAGGAGGAGACACAUGUGGAGGCCGUGUCUGUCGGGGCCAUUCUGUCGGACUACCAGAGAGUACGUGUGGAAAAUGUGUGUGCGAGACUGCAGCUCCAGCCGCUGGCGUACCUGUGGCGCCGAGACCAGGCCGAGCUGCUCAGAGAGAUCAUAUCAAGUGGCCUCAACGCCCUCCUCAUCAAAGUGGCGGCGUUCGGUCUGGAUCCAGAGAGACAUUUAGGAAAAUCCCUGGCGGAGAUGGAACCGUAUCUGCACGAGCUUUCAGAGAAGUAUGGAGUUCAUAUCUGUGGGGAAGGAGGCGAGUAUGAGACCCUCACCAUUGACUGUCCGCUCUUCAAGAAGAAGAUUGUCAUUGACUCUGCGGAGACCGUCAUCCACUCGGCCGACGCCUUCGCUCCUGUCGGAUACCUGCGCUUCACACGCAUGCACACCGAGGACAAAAAAGAAGGCUCCGGAGGGCGGCCGCUGCCUCUCAGUAGAUGUCCUUGCCAGAACGCCAUUGACAGGAUGACAGAAGAGCUGGAAUAUGCUGAUAAAACUCCAGACGUCCAGGGAGGAUGUCCAUCAAACACUGAGCACAGUUGUCAGUCGGAGCAGGGUUGUCUGCCGUCACACUCAGGCAGGAGUUCAGCGGGUUACCAGUGGAUAACCGGUCUGACGGCGCUUCAGUCCGAACACACGGACGUCCAGAGCCAAACCCGGCACGUCUUCACACUCCUGCAAAGGCGGCUGCAGGAGAACGGCUGGCUGAUGAAGCAUGUGCUUCUGGUUCAUCUCUACGUCAGUGACAUGGAGAACUUCAGCCAGAUCAACUCGGUGUAUCGCACCUUCUUCGAACACAAUCCACCGGCGAGGGUCUGCGUCCAGGCGUCGCUCCCGGUCGGUCAGCAGCUGCUGAUGGACGUUCUUCUUCACGAGCGGACGGCAGCAUGCGAGAACGACAGCUUCCCUCCGAGAGACACGCUUCACGUCCAGAGUCUGUCUCACUGGGCCCCGGCCAACAUCGGCCCCUACAGUCAGGCCGUGCGGGUGCAGGAGGCGCUAUUCUGCGCGGGACAGAUCGCUCUGAUUCCCUGCUCCAUGCAGCUGCUCGACGGGCCGCCGGCGCUCCAGGCUCGGCUGUGCUUCAGUCACAUGGAGAAGGUUCUGCGUGCCGUGAGCUCCGGACUCACGCUGGCUCACGUGCUGCAGGCGCACAUCUACGUCACUCACCGCGAACACACAGCGGCCGUCACGGCAGCCUGGAGCAGAAACCUGCAGGAAGUCCAGGAGGACAGUGACGGUGAGGCGCAGAUGGAGGUCAGCGUCACAGUGGUUCCAUCUUUACCCAGAGGAGCGGCGGUUGAGCUGCAUGUCAUCGCUGUGCAGGACCGUCCCGCAGACAGACUGUCCCAUUGCAGAGUCUCAGAGGUCCCGGGCGGGACCGUUGAAUGCCGCCUGGUGCAGUCCAGCUGCGGUCGAUACGCCUCUGUGUCUCUGAGCGUGUGUUUCAGCACUGCACACGCAGCAGCCGAGAGCAUCAUGGAUGCGCUGAUUUCCUCCUACCAAAAUGCUGUUCAGAAGACGAAGAAUAUUUCGGCACUGUGUGCCAGAGUUUUCUAUAAGAGCCACGACACGUCCGUCACAGAGAUCGCCACAGGGCUGGAGCGGCUCCUGAGCGGCCGUCUGGAUGGAUCCGGUCCUGCUGUGGCGCUGGUUCCGGUUGAAGACCUGCCGGACCGCGUCGUCCUGCACGUCUCCUGCUGGCUCAGCGUGUAGAGGAGCUUCAGUGCAUCAAGCGCCGGACUUAAACCUGCUGCUGAUGUCAAGCUCAGAUCGAGUCCUCUCAUUGGAUGUCUGUUUGUUUAGCAGACAAACAGAUGUUUAGCAGGAUGUUUGCACUGCUCUUUUCCAUUCAAUGAAAGGUGACAUGCCCAUUCACACCAAGCCAAAUAGAUUUUGAAUGCAACUUUCAAAAAACAACAAAUAUAUAUUUUUAAGAUUUGAUAAUUAAGUUACACGAUUAGGCUAGUGUUGGUACAAAAUUAUUAGUGUCCCAAAGCCGUCACCAUUUAGUACAUUUCGCCGUUAUGAUGCCAAAAUAGGUAUUUUUUUUCAUACAACUGGUUGGGGGAAUUGGUCCAAAAUUUUUACAAAACAUCAAUUUGCCAACAUAACAAAACUGAACAGUAUAAAAAGGGUCAUGUCAUUAAUUUUUUUUUAUUAUUUUAAUAUUCCUUGAGGUUCACAUAUAAAACUUUUUGCACAUUAAAAAAACCAUCUGAAAAAACAAUUAUUUUCUACCCUCAUUAUGUCUGAAAUUACCAGUUUUUUUAGGGCGUGGCUCCUUUAAGACUUGUCAGUAAUGUCAUUGCAUAGGAAACAGUAUCAAUGCCCACAUUUGCUAUUGCACACGAGUAAGUGUUUUGAAAACAUCGAUAUAAAACUGUAAUUUACAGACAGCGUUUACUACAGUAACUUGAGUAAAGUUUAGCGAGUGGGUCUCUGAGCUGGUGUGAGUGAUAAUUUGCAUAUUCAUGGAAAUUGAUUUCUGGCUUAAAACACAGGAAAAGAAGAAGCAGAAACAAG
This is a messenger RNA of Megalobrama amblycephala (Wuchang bream), 3057 nucleotides long. RefSeq names its product diphthamine biosynthesis 6 (gene dph6). Gene Ontology annotation, biological process: protein histidyl modification to diphthamide. Bases 184 to 2247 code for a protein of 687 amino acids. The record is from RefSeq and is a predicted model, not a curated record. The transcript is spliced from 15 exons. NCBI's taxonomy places the organism in Eukaryota, Metazoa, Chordata, Actinopteri, Cypriniformes, Xenocyprididae. Gene Ontology annotation, molecular function: diphthine-ammonia ligase activity.